Messenger RNA from Hipposideros armiger (great roundleaf bat), 1624 nucleotides. Its product is annotated as tubulin alpha-1 chain-like. Gene Ontology annotation, biological process: microtubule-based process. NCBI's taxonomy places the organism in Eukaryota, Metazoa, Chordata, Mammalia, Chiroptera, Hipposideridae. Gene Ontology annotation, cellular component: microtubule. Gene Ontology annotation, molecular function: GTP binding; structural constituent of cytoskeleton. The transcript has a single exon. The record is from RefSeq and is a predicted model, not a curated record. Bases 414 to 1028 code for a protein of 204 amino acids.
ACCCUACAAAUCAGAUGUGAUUUCCCAUUUGGAGGAAGGAGAGCAACUUUCAAGAGCAGGGGUUGGUUUUCUGCGCAGUCAGAGUCCAGGUGAGUUCCCAGACGUGGUGCUUCCAUAGGAGAAGGGGCCUGGUCAGUGAGGGAGUAGGCCCUAAGAAUGAUCAGAUGAAAAUAGCUCAGUGAUUUUUUUUUUUAAUGUAAGUGAUGUCAUAGGACAAAUUCUUCAGAUGUCAUCCUACCUUGCAGGCAGGUACCAGUUUCUAUUCAAGUGUCUCAGCAUCUUUGGCUUUCAGGAAGGCUACCUUCCUGUACUUGCUGGAGUUCUCCGUUUACCCAGCCUCCCCCACCGCCCCACCCCAGAUUCCCACAGCUGUAGCUUAGCCUAUAAUUCCGGAACACGCAGAUUGUGCCUUCAUGGUUCACAACAAGACCAUCAAUGACGUCUGUCAUAGAAACCUCAGUAUUGAGCGUCCAACCUCUCCUAACCUUAACCACCUUAGUAGCCAGAUUGUGUCUUCCAUCACUAGUUCCCUCAGGUUGGAUGGAGGCCUGAAUGUUGACCUGACAGAAUUCCAGACCAACCUAGCGCCCUAUCCCCACAUCCACGUCCCUCUGACCACAUGUGCCCUGGCAUCUCUGCUGAGAAACCCUACCAUGAGUGACUCUGCAGCACAGAUUACUAGCGUGUGCUCUGAGCCAGCCAACUACGUGGUGAAAUUCGACCCUCGCCAUGGUACAUACAUGACUUGCUGUCUAGUCAACUGUGAUGACAUGGUUCCCAAAGGUACCAGUGCUGCCAUUGCCACCAUCAAGACCAAGCGUACCAUCCAGUUUGUGGACUGGUGCCCCGCUGGCUUCAAAGUUGGCAUUAAUUACCAGCUUCCCACUGUGGUACCUGAUGGAGACCUGGCCAAAACACAGCAAGCUGUGUGCAUGCUGAGCAACACUACAGCUAUUGAUGAGGCCUGGGCAUGGCUAGACUACAAGUCUGACAUGAUGUAUGCCAGGCGUGCCUUUGCUCUCUGGUAAGUGGGUGAGGGUAUGGAGGGAGGAUUUUCUGAGGCCUGUGAGGACACGGCUGCCCUUAAGAAGGACUGUGAGGAGGUUGGAGUGGACAGUGCUGAGAAUGGGGGUGAGGAUGAAGAGUAUUAAGUUGUCUGUUGGAAUUUUGCACUCCAUUGUCUUGGGACUGCUUAUUUCUUUUGUUCUUUGAAACUGUCUGUUAUAUCCCUAGCUUGUCAAUAAAAGUGAGGUUUUUAUUUUUAAAAAAUUUUCACAAAUUGUCCAUGUUCCUGAUCCUAUUUUAUGAAGAUUUUUUUUCUCUCUUUUUCGCCCCAGCUUGCCAUCUUGAUUUUCUUUUUCUCAUAUUCUGGCCUUGAAAAUGUCAACUAUUGAAGAUUGUAAUGACUUUAUUCUCAGAGUAUUCCUUAAUGUGACAUUUUUUUCCAAGUUUGUGUGUUAAUAUUUGAAACAUACUCAAAACGGGUAUUGGGUCUCUUCAACAUUUCAAUCUCGCUAAUGCAGCUAUAGCAAUUUUUUUUUCCAAUCAUUUCAGGUAGGAGUGAUAGUCUUAAAAAACAAGAAGUGAUAUCCAUUCAACAUUUCUACAAGGACACAUCCUUAAU